Molecule: messenger RNA, 1583 nt
Organism: Triplophysa dalaica
Lineage: Eukaryota; Metazoa; Chordata; Actinopteri; Cypriniformes; Nemacheilidae
Gene: slc25a29l
Product: mitochondrial basic amino acids transporter
Exons: 4
Coding region: 60-962 (300 amino acids)
Biological process (GO): mitochondrial L-ornithine transmembrane transport
Cellular component (GO): mitochondrion
Molecular function (GO): high-affinity L-arginine transmembrane transporter activity
Source: RefSeq, a predicted model, not a curated record
GCGCGCGCACGCCGCCCCACACGUGCUGAGCUUUUCACUUCAACUCUUGGUUCAGGAGUAUGGCUCUGGACUUUGCUGCUGGUUGUUUUGGAGGAGCUGCAGGUGUGCUGGUUGGACAUCCCUUUGAUACAGUGAAGGUGAGACUUCAAGUUCAAAAUGUGGAUAAACCUUUAUAUCGUGGAACAUAUCACUGUUUCCAGACCAUUGUUCGGCAAGAAUCGAUGUUUGGCCUCUAUAACGGUAUCGGCUCACCGAUGAUGGGCCUGGCGUUCAUCAAUGCCAUCGUGUUUGGCGUUCAUGGUAACAGCAUGCGGAUGCUGGGGACGGACACGCCGCUCAAUCACUUCCUGUCAGGCGCUGCCGCCGGCGCCAUUCAAUGCGUCAUCUGUUGCCCCAUGGAACUGGCAAAGACUCGCAUGCAAAUUCAGGGCACGGGCCAGAAGAACCAGAGCUCCAAGAAGCUGCACAGAAACUCUCUGGACUGCUUGAUGCACAUCUACAGGAGAGAGGGGAUUCGUGGGAUGAACAGAGGGAUGGUCACUACAAUCGUCCGUGAGACCCCGGGCUUUGGGAUUUAUUUCCUCACCUACGACACUCUCACACGAUCGCUGGGCUGUGAACCCGACGACAGCUACAUCAUCCCCAAGCUGCUCAUGGCCGGGGGUCUGUCUGGAAUCACGUCCUGGAUCUCCACCUAUCCAGUGGAUGUGAUUAAGUCCCGCCUCCAGGCAGAUGGCGCGGAAGGGACGAACAAAUACAGCGGGAUCCUGGACUGUGUCCGACAGAGCUGGAGGAGGGAAGGCUGGAGGUUUCUCACACGAGGCUUGACCUCCACUCUCUUAAGAGCUUUUCCCGUCAACGCCACCACAUUCGCAUCGGUAACGCUGUUUCUCAUGUACAUGCGUGAGAAUGACGGUGUGAAAGACUGCGACUCCACGCAACCAAACAUCAGCGGCCUGUGACUGAACACGAACAACUCUCACACCGGUGGUGAAUAUACCACAUGUACUGAUACAGCAUCACUGUGACCUUAUAACUUAAAACCAGACAGAUUUCACCCCCUUUGACUACAAUAUAGGCAAAAAUUACUUGUUUAACACAAAAAAUGACAUUUUGAAGAAUGUAGGACAGCAAACUGUUCUGGGGCACUUUUGACUACCAUUGUUUUUUGUCAAUGGGGGCAAAAUCUGUCUGGUUAUGGGCAUUCUUCCAAAUAAUCCCUCUUUGUUCAUCAGAACAAAUAAAUGUAUACACAUUUCGACCAACUCGAAGGUGAAUAUAAUAGAAAGUAAUUAGUAAUAUGUAGUUAAAUGCUUUUUGGAGCAGUUAUUUGUACAGAAAUGACACUAUUGAAUAUGUAAUUAGUAACUUGUAAUAAUUUAUUUUUAUAAGUAACUUACCCAACUCUUCACAUGACACAUGACCCGUCUAUGCUCUGUAAGAUGUUUAUGUCAUUUAUUGUAGUUGUACAGUGUUUGUUUUAUUAAUGUCAAUGCUUUUGAUAGAUUAUUGAUGACUAAUCUACAAAAAGACCUUUCACUGCUUUUGCAAAAGUUCAGCCGACUUUCAACAUUAAAUAAAGA